AGUCGCGCUCACUGUUUUGAAAUCGGCAGCCCGCGUGUUUCCAGCGCCUUCCCACGCCAAGGCACGCCGCGGCCUAGUUUCUGGGGACCCCCACCCCCCCGCUGGCCCCCACUCGGGGGCCUGGGGCCGCGGACACGCCAUGUCCACCCCUCCGUUGGCGGCGUCCGGCAUGGCGCCGGGGCCCUUUGCCGGGCCUCAGGCGCAGCAGGCCGCCCGGGAGGUCAACACGGCGUCGCUCUGUCGCAUAGGGCAGGAGACGGUCCAGGACAUCGUGUACCGCACCAUGGAGAUCUUCCAGCUCCUGAGGAACAUGCAGCUCCCAAAUGGUGUCACUUACCAUACUGGAACGUAUCAGGACCGGUUAACAAAGCUCCAGGAUCAUCUUCGCCAACUCUCUAUUCUGUUCAGGAAGCUGAGGUUGGUCUAUGACAAAUGUAAUGAAAACUGUGGAGGAAUGGACCCCAUUCCAGUAGAGCAACUUAUUCCGUAUGUGGAAGAAGAUGGCUCAAAGAAUGAUGAUCGUGCUGGCCCACCUCGUUUUGCUAGUGAAGAGAGACGAGAAAUUGCUGAAGUAAAUAAAAAACUCAAACAGAAGAAUCAACAGCUGAAGCAAAUUAUGGAUCAAUUACGAAAUCUCAUCUGGGAUAUAAAUGCCAUGUUGGCAAUGAGAAACUAGACUGGUAUUUAAAUUCCCAGCUCUGCACAUGUUAUAUCACUGGGAUUUUUUAUUUUCAUUGUUUUGGUUUUUUUUUUCUUUUUUUGUCCAAGUUGUUGGGUUGUUUUUUUUCUCCCUGUGAAAGGACUAUUUAUCUGCUCUAUUUUGAUUGCUUGAACUCAAGUUUCUAUUUUUACAUUGUAAUUUUUCAUUAAAGUAACCAAUUUUUUUUAAAAAUUGUUGAUUCUACAAAAGAUCAUUGUAAUAAAAUUUAAUAGAGUUGUGUUUUGGUUAAUUCCAUGAAUUGAAUAAUUGUUUUUUAAAAGCAAAAUAAAGUUUUGUAAAUAAUUUCUUAAAUUGUCCAGUCC
This is a messenger RNA of Perognathus longimembris pacificus (Pacific pocket mouse), 1023 nucleotides long. It is a transcript of the gene Med30, whose product is annotated as mediator complex subunit 30. Lineage: Eukaryota; Metazoa; Chordata; Mammalia; Rodentia; Heteromyidae. Gene Ontology annotation, biological process: positive regulation of DNA-templated transcription. The coding region runs from base 140 to 676 and encodes 178 amino acids. Gene Ontology annotation, molecular function: transcription coregulator activity. The transcript has 4 exons. The record is from RefSeq and is a predicted model, not a curated record. Gene Ontology annotation, cellular component: mediator complex.